AUGCGUUUCGGAUUCGCAGUUGGCGCAGCAGCGCUGCUCUCGUACGCCUCUCCGGCGCUUGGCAACGGGCCCAUCUUCGUGGGAUACUAUCCGACUUGGAGACAUGGAGAUAUUUCCAACAUGGACUUGUCCAACUACACCCACAUCAAUGUUGCCUUUGCGAUACCAGAGAAGAAUGGAUCUCUGUCGUUUGAGGGCGACGCCUUCAUGGACAAGGUUGUCACCAAACUGCAGGGCGCCGGCUCAAAGGUGCUUGUGUCAGUCGGCGGAUGGGCGGGCUCUGCCCACUUCUCAACAAUCGUCAAAGACGCCGCCCUCAGUGAGGCUUUCACCACGAGCAUCCUUCACAUGAUGAAGAAGUAUAAGCUGGACGGCAUCGACAUCGACUGGGAGUUUCCGGGUCUCCAAGGAAGUGCCUGCAAUGCCGUCGACAAGGAGAACGACGCGACCAAUUUCCUCAAGUUCCUGACGAGCUUGCGAGCUAAAAUAGAUGCGGCCUUCGGGAAAGGCAAGCUGAUCACGUUGGCACUGCGAGUACAGCCCUUUGAGGGACCCGGCGGCAAGGAUGUUUCGGGAUUCGCCAAGGUGGUUGACUUUGCCAAUAUCAUGCAGUACGAUCUGAAUGGCGCGUGGGGAGAGACGACCGGUCCUCUUGCCCCCUUGAACUUCGAGACUGGAAAGGGCACACAGCUCUCGUUUGCUACUGGAGCAGAUGACUGGAUCAAAGCAGGUUGGCCGGCCAAGCAACUGACAGGCGGCGCCGCUUUCUAUGGCUUCUCAGUUACGGCGCAGAAGGACAUGGUGGCGGCUACUCCCAAGAACCAGUACCAGCCUUUCGCCAAGGAACGCUGCAAGGGUGAUCAGGAAGAUGAGAUGCUUCGGGAGCCAUGCUCCAACGCGACAAAGGCGUGGACUGGCAUCUGGGCCUAUAAGAAUAUUCGAACCCAGGGGCUGCUGUCUUCGCCUACCACGGCGAGUUCGCCCUGGGUGAGGACUUUUGACAACAAGACCAUGACCCCAUGGCUCUUCAAUCCUGAGAACAAGACUUUCAUCUCGUAUGAAGACCCAGUGAGUUUGGCGGCCAAGGCCAGGUUUGCAAAGUCCAAGGGACUCGGCGGAAUGAUGGUGUGGAGUGUUGAGCGUGACUUCAACGGCGAAUUGUGGAGUGCGCUCACGGAGUUCAAGUGA
This is a messenger RNA of Metarhizium album ARSEF 1941, 1188 nucleotides long. RefSeq names its product chitinase. Gene Ontology annotation, biological process: chitin catabolic process; carbohydrate metabolic process. The record is from RefSeq and is a predicted model, not a curated record. Gene Ontology annotation, cellular component: extracellular region. Bases 1 to 1188 code for a protein of 395 amino acids. Gene Ontology annotation, molecular function: chitin binding; chitinase activity. Lineage: Eukaryota; Fungi; Ascomycota; Sordariomycetes; Hypocreales; Clavicipitaceae. The transcript has a single exon.